Messenger RNA from Hemicordylus capensis (graceful crag lizard), 8739 nucleotides. RefSeq names its product septin 3 (gene SEPTIN3). The transcript is spliced from 10 exons. Lineage: Eukaryota; Metazoa; Chordata; Lepidosauria; Squamata; Cordylidae. The record is from RefSeq and is a predicted model, not a curated record. Gene Ontology annotation, biological process: cytoskeleton-dependent cytokinesis. The coding region runs from base 395 to 1447 and encodes 350 amino acids. Gene Ontology annotation, molecular function: GTPase activity; molecular adaptor activity; GTP binding. Gene Ontology annotation, cellular component: presynaptic cytoskeleton; septin ring; cell division site.
CUUCAGGAGCUGGCACACAUUUUCAUGACCACCAAUCCAGCUAAGGUCUCCCAGAUGCUUGGAUGAUACAGCCCUGGAUCCUGGGGGCAGAGGGAGGCAGAGUGUGGGGGAGAGUUUGCAGGGAUGCUUAAUAUUCAGGUCACGUGACCAUGGUAGCGGCGGCGGCGGCGGCACUAGCAGCAGUACCAUCCCCGCUUAUCUGAAAUAUCCAUUGGAGAAGAAAAAGGAGAGCGAGAAAGAGAGGGGGGAGGGAGGGAGGAAAGGCAGAGAGAGAGAGGGAGAGGGAGAGGGAAGGGCAGAGAGAAUAUCAGAAUUCAGAGGCAGCCUUUUGGGCACAGGGAAGUAAGGAGAAACCCCACCCCGAAGGACCGUAUCCAGAAACAAAGGAAGAUUCAUGUUCAAAGGGCCAGCAGAUACCAAGCCUGAAACAACCAUGUCUGAGCUCGUGCCAGAGCCCCGGCAGAAGCCAGCAGUACCGAUGAAACCUGUUGGUAUUAAUUCUAACCUGCUGGGCUACAUUGGGAUCGAUACCAUCAUAGAACAAAUGCGCAAGAAGACCAUGAAAACUGGAUUUGACUUCAACAUCAUGGUUGUAGGCCAAAGUGGGCUGGGAAAAUCAACACUCGUGAACACACUUUUCAAAUCCCAAGUGAGCCGGAAAUCUUCGGGCUGGAACCGUGAAGAGAAGAUCCCCAAGACUGUGGAAAUCAAGGCUAUUGGGCAUGUUAUUGAAGAAGGAGGUGUCAAAAUGAAAUUGACAGUUAUUGACACUCCUGGAUUUGGUGACCAGAUCAACAAUGAAAAUUGCUGGGAGCCCAUUGAGAAAUAUAUCAAUGAGCAAUAUGAGAAGUUCCUGAAGGAGGAGGUGAAUAUUGCAAGGAAGAAACGAAUCCCAGACACAAGAGUCCAUUGUUGCCUCUACUUUAUUUCUCCCACAGGUCACUCCUUGCGACCUCUGGAUAUGGAAUUCAUGAAACACUUGAGCAAAGUAGUAAACAUCAUCCCUGUUAUUGCCAAGGCAGACACCAUGACACUGGAGGAAAAGAUUGAGUUCAAACAAAGGGUUCGCAAAGAACUAGAAGUCAAUGGAAUUGAGUUUUACCCCCAGAAAGAGUUUGAUGAGGAUCUUGAGGAUAAGACAGAGAAUGACAAGAUCAGGCAGGAAAGUAUGCCAUUUGCAGUGGUGGGCAGUGACAAGGAAUAUCAAGUGAAUGGGAAAAGAGUCCUGGGCAGGAAGACACCAUGGGGAGUCAUUGAAGUGGAAAAUCUCAAUCACUGUGAAUUUGCCCUACUCCGAGACUUCGUCAUUAGGACCCACCUUCAAGACCUAAAAGAAGUUACACACAACAUCCACUAUGAAACUUACAGGGCUAAACGACUGAAUGACAAUGGAGGACUCCCCCCAGUGACUGUAGAGACAGAAGAAAACCAUGAAAGUAACCUGUGAAUGACCCAUCUGGUCUUGCUGUUAUCUGACAUCUCUGAAUUAUAACCACUACUAUCACCCCAUCCCUUGAUUUGAAUUCAAGCCUCUCUUUGAAGCAUGUGGAAUAUCCUUUGUGUGUGCAUAUGGGGGAAAACCAGGGACAUAGCCCCAACUUCCUCAAAUGUUCCCAUACUGUUGUUUGUUUGUUUUUAAUUUAAAUUUUGUAUUUUGCACAGCGGACUCUAGUCUUCCAUUGUCACAUAUUUCAAGAUUCAGCUGUGGAUCCUGAUCGUGGGGAAUUUUGAAAGGAAGUCUGGAAGUGGUGUGGGGUCACGUGGAGUGCCUCCAAGGGAGGAAAAAACAAAACAAAACACUGGAGAUCCAUGUAAGGAAGUUGUAAGCAUUAAUGGUGGCAUCAUAGAGCCAUGCUUUGGUGUAUGUUUGACAGGUAUGGAAGAGGUUGGGUGGUUCUUCACCUGUGGUAUCAUAGGUUCACCACUUAAUAUGGAAGCAGGAAAAAUGGACUUAGACUUGGAUCAUAAGCACACUUAUGUGGAAGUAAGGUCCAGGGAAAUCAGUGGGAGGGAUUUGUUGCCAAAUAAAUGUGUUUAGAAUCAAAGUGCCAUGGUGGAAAAGACAGACUGGAUUUUGGCCAAUGUUUGCCAUGGGUGGUGCUGCUUAGAGGCAAAUUUAUAGAAAGACAGCUAAGAGUUUGGAUUUCAUUUGGAAAUGUUAAUUUGUUUCGCGGUGGGGGCAUUUUAUAGAGAGGAACCCCUUUCAAAUUGUGAUACAAAGAAUUUUUGAUAGGUGCAAAUAUCAUCUUUAGGUUGCCAUUACACAUCUCAGAUGUCUUGGUCCUGUGUGACCCUUAACAUUGUCAGACAUAUGUUUCAACAGGAACAUAAUUGCAACAAUCCCAUUUGGGUUGCUGUAGGAGCUGGAAACAGCAAGAACACAUGUCCCACUUGUGCCUUUUCUCCCUCCAACCCACUGACUAUGAGAGGGCAGCUUUCUGCUAAGCAGAGAGUAUCUUAAACUGGGAAUAUUUCCCAGAAGAUGCCCCAAUCUAUUGCGCAUUCAGAGGUCAAACAGGAUAGAGUUGACAAAGGAACAAAGUACUUGGGCAGGGCAUGCUUUCCUUUGAUCUCUAUAGUGAGGCAUUCUUAUUGUGGUUCUACUUGUCCAGGACACCAUUUGUUUGUACCAGGUGUGCUGCCAAUUGCAAAACAGAUCUUCUGAUAUGGAGUCUGACAGCACAUGAAAAUAUUAGCUUUUAUUUCCUAAGCAAAGAGCAAGUGCCUCACCUUCAUGGCUAUGGAGAAAACAGUUUAAAGGUGUAUGAGUAUCUCUACUUGAAGACCUGAAAAGCAGAGGUGGUUUGUGUGGAAGUUCUAGUGGUUAGGAGGACUUUAUGGCCCUAUACCAGUCCCAAACUGUCCUUGCCCCACCCUCACUCUGUUAUUUCAUACUGCCUUCCAAUGUGCCAUAAGUACCAAUUAGUAUUGUCAAUUCUUUCAGAUAAAAAGUCAGCCUUGCUCAUUCUAAUUAGCUACUUUGACUUUGUUUUUAAGAACAAUUAGGAAAUAUAUUUAAGAUAUAAAACAAAAUUCCUCUAUGCAAAUUCAAUUUUUCAUUCUGUCCAAUUUAAUAUACUUUUAAAUGGUGUCCCAUAUUCCUCCAAGUAGAACCAAAUUGUCUAAUAAUAAUAUGAGAUACAAUAUAUAGUCAUAGGAACAGAACAAAACCUGCUGCCACCAUCACAAUAUAAUCUAUUAUUACCUCUUAGUCACAAUUGCAAGUUACUAAAGAACACUAAAAGCAAAUUUAAACAGAAAAGCUUUACAGAUUUCCAAAAGCAUGGAGAUUUGGGCACUGGAGGGCCUCCUUGGGGAGGGAAUGCAAUAAAACUGGGGUCAUUACAGAGAAAGGCUCAUUGCAUACCUUUCUUGGUUUCACAGAUGGAAAAGAUACAAUCUGAAACAGGCUUCUUCAAAUGAUCUUAAUAUAUGGGAACUGCCAUAUUGGGAAAGGCGCCCCAUAAGCUAUUAUAGCUGAUAAGAGAGAGAGGGGGAGGGAGGGAGAUGAAAAUUGGGAAUUGCUUCUUGGAAACUGGAAAGGAAAGUGAAUGCAAAAUCCCAUAACCAUUUUGAACACUGUUACUCUUUUGUGGUGGCUCCUGAAAGAGCAAAGACUGUGGAUGCUCUGAAACCCUUCCAUGUAAUUUUUCCACUGCAGGGAAUGUUCACUUUUGGAGCCUUGGGCAGCAUCAGAAGUGGGCACCAUAGCAAUAUGUGUUUAAAAUGAUAUAAUUAAUUUAAGAAGAAACACUUUGAUCCACAGAACUUUGUGCCAUGACCUCUCUGCUUAGUCCCAUGCUAAUUAAUCAUUCUCCUUUACACAAACAAAACUAUAUAUGAUACCCAUGCCAUUUCCUCAUUUAGGUGAUUGUUAGCUGACUAUAUAUUUUAUUGAAAGACCCACUCUGGCAUGAGGAUGAGGGUGACAACUUCUGUCUUGGUCCAUACAGUGGUGAUGCUGGAUGUUAGCAUACAACUUCUAUUGUAUGAUGAGCCAAGAGACCCAAGUCUUUAUAGCUCAGGCAAAUAUGACAGUUUGCUAAUGUCUAUAUUGCAUUACAUUGCCACAAUGCUAGAAUCAUAGGACUGGGGGCAAAUGAUCCAACUCUUCAGUGUGGGUUACACAAGAUCUGUCUGUUUUCAGUGCAGGCCUAGUCAAUGAAGCAUGAGUUUGCCUCACGUUGGACAGGCCACAGAUUAUUUCUGUGCAGAAAUAACAAUACCUUAUUUCUUCCUCUCUCUAGUGUAGCCAUUUAGAGGUCAGUGAGAACAGCCAGUUUGAACAUAUCUGAUCAAACCUAGUUUAAGUCAAAGAUUAAAAGAGCUUAGUAAUCUUUCCCUGGCUCUGAGGGGAUUUUUGUGAACGUUGUCAGAUUGGCAGCCUUCCACAGCCCUGCAAGAACAAGACAUAAUUGCAUGGCCUUUCUGAGAAGCAUGGAUAAAGCUGGGAGAAUCAUCUGUCAUUGAAAUAGCUAGUUGGAAGCAAUGCAUGUUUUUGUACAGGGCCCUAUGAAAGAACACUUUAUAGAAGGGUUGCUAUAGUAAUUAUAAGGUUAUAAAACAACAGAAGAAAGGAAAACUGGCAUAUAAGACUUGAAUAUAAUAUCAGAAGUGUGUGAGGCCGGAGUGGAGAUUAGAACAAUAGGCAAAGGAGAGAAUGGAUGUCCUUUGGCAGAGGUACAUCAGAGAUGAAUGCAUUGUGGCUGUGAUUUUAGCUCCUAUAUUUGUGCGUAGCCCACUUCAGUAUCUUGUAUGUUUGCCAAUAUAACAUCAUUAUUGUCAGGCACAGGAUGUUAUCUCUAACAGCAUUGCUUAUUUCUGUCUGUCUAUAUCUGCUCUUUUUAGCUUUGCUGGAGGCUGAGCAGAGGAAACCUAGUAAACAGAUCCUACUGCCCUGUAUCAGCAUUAUCCUGCCUAAGAUACAGGCAAAGCCUCAACAAUGGUACUUGAAUCCAUGCAUAUCAGUUGGACUCCACCCACAUGCAAGCAGAAGUUCUCAUCCAAAUCCCUAUGCAUCCUUCUGUCUUACUUGUAACUGCGCUACAAUGCUUCAAGUGUCCAUCCCAGUCUCUCUCCUAUUAGCUCUCUCCUAUUAACUUAAGGUGCAUAGGCCUUUUUGUAGCAAACUGGUCUGACCAGAUAUAUCAGCAUUUUCUGUGCUGGAUUAUGCUCAUAUUUCCAUCUUGUCACCCCCCAACCAGUUAAUCGUAUCAAGACUAUUUCACAGCCAGCAGUUCCUCAUCCUCUUCUGAAUGGGGCAAUACAUAGGGCUGGUACACAUUGCAAACCUGGAGAGCCACUUAAAAUAAUUUAACAUGAUGUAAAGUUGAGACCAACAUUUUGCCUAAAGUGAAAUUCAAAGCAAACGUUGGGGUUCCUUCACAGUAAAUAAUCACGGGAAUUUUAAGGGAAGUCAAAAGAUUAUCAUCAUUUAUGAUUGAUUAAAGCACCUAAUAUAGAUAUUAGGUACUGUCCAAAAAUAAUGUGAAGAGGUCCCUGCAGGGGUGUAACUAUAAUAGGGCAAGGGGAGACAGUUGUCUGGGGGCCCACUGCCUUGGGGGGCUCCCCAGAGGCAAGUCACAUGACUGACUCCCCCAGUCGUGCACCCGCCCGGGCUUCCUUCAGUUGUAUUCAUCCUCCGAAAUUGAUGUGAGUGUUAAGACCUGGAGCUACCAGAACAGCAUGUCUUUCUCUAGUACCAUUAAAUGAUUUGCAUCGUCCACAAUUUACAAAACCUUUUGAAAAAUAAUUUAGGAUGAUGUUCUAUUGUGGCACAUAACAAAAAGCAAUAGUGGUAACAAAAAGCAUAGUUGCUGCGCCCCUGGGUCCUUGCUUGCAAGUUCAUAAUCUAAAAGGACAAAAGGAGAGGGGAUUUGGAGCAGGGUGGAAUGGAAACUUUGCACUACUUAUAUAAAAAGAAAAGAAAGCAAAAAGAGUUAAAGCAAAAUGUAUACAAUAAUUAACCCACAAUUAGAAAAUUAAUCAAACACAUCAAAUAGAACAUCAGAAAGGAAAUACAAGAGAGAAAAGAUGCAUUUUAAAUCAUUUCUUGAAGUAGGACAAAGAGGAAGUUGUUGAAUAGCUAAAGGGGGAAAGUUCCAUGCAUAAGGAGCCAAGAGAGAUAAAGCAUGGAGAUGAGAAAGAAUGCAAGAGAGAGGACUAAGAAGAUUAGUAUUUGAUGAAUGGAGGAAAUAUUUCCGGAAGACUGGUGAAAUUUUCUAGGAGGCUUUCACAUAUCCCUAGCUGUUGUUGUCAAAUUUUGCCUAAAGUGAAAUUCAAAAGUAAUUUGGAGGGAAUCUCCUCAGGUGAAGCACUGAGGAGAUUCCAAGAGCCAACAGAGUUAUAAAUCAGGCAAACAUUUUUGGGAUGUGUGUCAUACAUCUUCAUGUGGCUAUGUAUGUCACCAUCAUAUCCCUAUUUAGACAUUAUGUUGUAUGUGCAAACUGAUGUCUGUGCACAUAUACAUUGUUUAUGUGAAUGAUUGUACACAUGUUCAUGUUAAAAGUGAAUCUUGGUUCAGACGCUGUCAAAUGCAGAAUACAGAUAGGAAAAGUACUGCUGUACAUGUGUUGAACAUAACAUGUGAAUGUACAUGUUCAGGGCUGCUCAACUUCGGCCUUCCUGCAGAUGUUGGCCUACAAUUCCCAUAAUCCCUGGCUAUUGGCCACUGAGGCUGGGGAUUAUGGGAGUUGUAGUUCAAAAACAGCUGUCAGGCCUCAACUGAGGAGGCCUGAAUUGUAUACAGAUCUGUAUGUGUGUACAUUGUACACAGUUGGUAUGUAUAUUGAACAUAAUGUGUUAAUACGGCUCAUGUGAACUGUUUGUGUGACUAAGUAAAGUCUAUUCAGACAUUAGGUUGUACAGUACAUGUGUAGAGGUAUCUGUACACAUGUACACAUUUUUCUGUGAAUCACUGCACAUGUGUUCAUUUUUAAAGUGAACCUGGAUACAGGAACCCUCAAAGGCAGGGUACAGAUAGAAUCGGACUAGUGUGUGUGCACUGAACCUAAUUUGUGAAUACAUGUAUACAGAUUGUAUGUAUGUUGAACAUAACAUGUGUAAAUAGGGCUCAAGUGGAUUGGCAACUUUCUCCAUGAGCGUUUGGAGACAUUUGCAGUACGGAGGAAACUGGCAAAUUCACAUGAUGAGCUGCUGCGCUCUAAUAGCCCACCAUGUGAUGAAAGCUGCCAUGUGAAGCAGUUUAAAGCAGCUUGGCCUCCACUUGGGAGCUGUAACAUGCUUACCGGCCCAUAGUGGGACUGCAAGAAUUCAAGUCUAUCCAAGGCUACAAAAGCCAUAAAUACUUAUCCAUUUAAGCCAUUUUCAUUUCAGAGCUGAAGCAAAAUUGGACUGAUGAGUCCAUAACAGUAAGCCCACUUCUUCAGAUAGCAUCAUUCACCGACAAGAAGCAGAGCAAGAUAUAUAAGGCAUUGAUGCUAUUGUCUAAUGAAGGUGUGUAGUAUCGCAGCCCACUCAUGCAAAGAAGAGUUUCUUAAUGCUGUAACUUUAACUAUAGGGCUGUGUUUCCCUUAGAUUAUCCAUGGAAGCAGUGAGUUUGAGGAUAAAGAUUGUUCUUUUUGAUGUAGGAAGUUUGGUCCGUUCAGGGGAUCCAAAACUGAAGGGGUCUUGAUGGAUUGUAUUUCUGCUGAACAAUUUAUAUCUGCAUCAUUCUAAACAGUAAAAUGUACUUAUUGGUUACUUUAUCCCCAGCCAUAGCAUUUGAUUUAAAAUUCCAUGCUUAUGCUGACUUCCAUUAGAGAGGUUUCCAUCAAUAUUAUAGUCAACUAAGUUUGCAUGAUCUUGUCAAAGCAAUCCAUGAUGGUGAAAAGCAAAGAUCUGCAGUCAUGCCUUCUCUGUGUAGACUUCUGCCUUUCUGGAUCCAAGCCAACAGUGGGAGCUGCAAAUGUUCACAGACUCCAGCAGCAACCAAAGUAAUGCACUAUUAUGAAAUUGUCUUUUUCUCCAUUCUUCUUUUCAAUUCUAGCAUCACCGAUGACACCUAAGGAGCCCUUUGUUGAUUACUAAUAUGAUGACUACUGUUUUAACAAUUAUACAGUACCAAUAGUUUGGUAAGAUGUUAAAUGCCCCUUGACAUUAAUUUUGGCUUUCCUCUUUUCCCCUCCUUUUUUGAUACUACGUACAGAUCUGUAUCAUAUUGUCAGAAAAAGAAGUCAAUAAACUGAGACAUGGGGCACAAAGAGCUCAUACUGUAGUGUCUGAAAGAAAACCCCACAUUGUUAUCGUGCAUAUAGAGAUGUUAUCUAAAGCAUUUUGGAAAUGUAGAACCCUCUUGGAAGAAAGUUAAUGGACACUGGUAGAUUACAAUAAGUUAAUGCAGAGCAACAAAUACCAUAUUUAUCUGAGUCCAAGGCUAGUCCCCCGCCCCCAGUUCUUUGAUGUUAGAAAUGGGGGUGGGGGUGUCAUCUUAAAUUCAGAGUCUUCUUUUAGGGUAAAUACAAGUAUAACCUGUAUGUCACUUUUAUAUUUUAAGGGGGUCAUCUUGAAUUCAGGGUAAUCUUCUAUUUGGGUAAAUACAGUACAAGCAUAAGUGAAUGAAUGAAAUCUAGAUCCUCCUGGUACCUCCAGCCCAAGAGAGUACCACAAUGAAGUCCUCUUGUUAUCUCUCUAGCCCUGAAUGAAAAAGAUGACAAAAAGACAAGUACCAGUGAUGUAAAUGUUGCUAGACUUAACUUUCUAUCUGUGUUCUGUUGUCUGAUUAAAGAAAACAUCAUUUGA